AUGGCAGCGGCCGCAGCGAAGCAAGCGAAAAGCGUCAGUACCAUGCUGAAUAGAGCAAUUCCCGCGGCGCUGCUGGCAGUGGCCGUGGCUUGGAAGCGCAUUGAUACUAGACUGGGCGAGUAUCUGCUACUCCAGAUCACGCCCCUCGCACCGCUUCCCGCGCUCGUGCUAGCGGACAUGCGAGUCAAUGUUUACAUGUCAAUAUGUUAUGCAAGCCCGGGAACAUGCUGCGGAGGGCUCCGCGUACAGUAUCGCGAGAUGCGAGCGCCGAAAGGGCCCUACAGUGCUGGCAUCGACGCUGCAUUCGCCCACCGCGGCAUGUGCUCCGUUGACAACCCAGGACGGACGAGAACAAAACGGCGAACCAGGGCCUACCACGACAAGAUCGCAGCCCGGCUCAAGCUCACAUGCUGCCCAUCACUUCCCAAACAGCACCGACAGCACCGACAGACCCAAAAGUCCCCUAUCAGGGCUCCUCUGAAGGCGCUGUGGCUGCACCCUCGCAGCGGCCCUCGCACUGUCCGCGCCAACCACCGCUGCCCAUCCCGCUAG
Trichoderma atroviride IMI 206040 is the source of this 552-nucleotide messenger RNA. Lineage: Eukaryota; Fungi; Ascomycota; Sordariomycetes; Hypocreales; Hypocreaceae. The record is from RefSeq and is a predicted model, not a curated record.